UUGUAUCCAGGCAUGGUGCUGUCAGUGUUCGUCGUCUUUCUGCUGACGGUCUUUUAUGAGUUGCUCAAAGUGUCGAGGGUAUGGCUGGGCAGUGGAUCUAAGUUUGCUCGGCAUCCAUCUGCAUACGCCGUCCCUACGUCCAGCCGCAGCGAGAGCACCUGUGUGCUAGAAAGCAGCCCCUCCGAGUCCUCCUUGACCACCAUCGAGCCAGCAACUCCACCUCUAAGCAACCGGAACAGCUGGCUGCUGCACGUCAUCCAGACCGUCCUCCACAUCUUGCAGGUGUCUCUGGGCUACAUGCUGAUGUUGUGCGUUAUGUCUUACAACACUUGGAUCUUUCUCGGGGUCAUUGUGGGCUCUGUCCUUGGUUACUUCAUCUCGUUCCCUCUCCUGGAUAAGAUGUGA
Menidia menidia (Atlantic silverside) is the source of this 405-nucleotide messenger RNA. Lineage: Eukaryota; Metazoa; Chordata; Actinopteri; Atheriniformes; Atherinopsidae. The record is from the annotation of a GenBank genome assembly.